Messenger RNA from Prionailurus viverrinus (fishing cat), 934 nucleotides. It is a transcript of the gene ATOH7, whose product is annotated as atonal bHLH transcription factor 7. The record is from RefSeq and is a predicted model, not a curated record. Gene Ontology annotation, biological process: neural retina development; regulation of DNA-templated transcription. The transcript has a single exon. Gene Ontology annotation, molecular function: protein dimerization activity. NCBI's taxonomy places the organism in Eukaryota, Metazoa, Chordata, Mammalia, Carnivora, Felidae. Bases 76 to 534 code for a protein of 152 amino acids.
CAGCUCAAUAGACGAGCCCGCGCACACUUCCUAAGCGGGCGAGCGAGCCCAGCGCCUCCCUCCUUCGGGACGGGGAUGAAGUCCUGCAAGCCCAGCAACCCAGCUGCGGCACCGCGCGCCGCGCCCCCGUGCGCAGGCGGCGCCGAGUGCUCGGGUACGUGCGCCGGGGCCGGGCGGCUGGAGAGCGCGGCGCGCAGGCGCCUGGCGGCCAACGCGCGUGAGCGCCGUCGAAUGCAGGGACUCAACACGGCCUUCGACCGCCUGCGCCGGGUGGUGCCCCAGUGGGGCCAGGAUAAAAAGCUGUCCAAGUAUGAGACCUUGCAGAUGGCGCUGAGCUACAUCAUGGCGCUGACCCGCAUCCUGGCCGAGGCCGAGCGAUUCGGCUCCGAACGGGACUGGGUCAGUCUCCACUGUGAGCACUUUGGCCGCGACCACUACCUUCCGUUCGCGGGCGCGAAGCUGCCGGGUGAGGGUGAGCCCUACGGCCAGAGGCUCUUCGGCUUCCAGCCGGAGCCCUUCCAGAUGGCCAGUUAGGGCGCGCGGCCCUGCCAGGGUGAGACGCACAGCGAUCGAGCACGGGACCUAUCGGAAUCGUAGCCCUUUCCCCAGUAGGUGGCCUAGGAUGCGUUCUUAGAAUAAAGUAGAAAACUUUCAGAUUACUUUUAUUCGCAUCACCAGUCUUAUGGACACGAUUUUAUUGCCUUUCUGUUUUCCUCCUCAAUCAGUAUUUUGUAGGUUUCAUUAUUGGAUCUUAUGAAUGGUUUUGAUUGCUGUGAAAAUGUUCUCUCCCCCUUUUUUGGACUAGUUUAAGGGAAAACAGUCUUAAGAAAAAAUAGGAUUAGGCUAUACUGCAGUUUUAGUCCUCAGAGAAAUAAUCGCUUUCUUAAACUUAGUAAGUUUGACCUGUUCGGGUGAAGUUACAAUAUCCAUUACU